AUGAACGAGUUUGACGAGUUGGUCGAGUCUGCUCAACGGUGGAGAAAAAUUGGUGCCGGAGUCGAAGAACAAGAAGGCGAUAAUUAUCUCAGAAACCGAAGGCAACCAUAUUGGGACUACAGGGCCCUCUGGAAAGCGUUGAAAAAAAUCAAUCUUACAAGCGGACAACUAUUGAAGCUUCUCCCAAGUCCUGUCCUGGACCUCUUUUACUCAUCCCCAUCCGAUCAGCCAAAGGCUGCACCCAGAUCAACUGCAUGGCUCGAUGGCAUCCGUGGUUGUGCCGCCUUGGUUGUCUUCAUUGAGCACCUGAGUCUCUCAGUGCAAGAUUCCCAUGCCAUGCUGAGAGCGUACGGCUCUCCCGGUGCAACUUCUUUUUGGCAAUUGCCAAUAGUUCGCUUGCUCUAUGACGGUAGCCCAAUGGUACCCAUAUUCUACGUCACUUCUGGCUGUGCUUUGUCACUUCAGCCACUGUCACAUAUUUACAAAGGAGAAUGGUCGGAAUUUUACGCGACCAUUUCGAGUGCGACUUUCCGAAGGGCGUUUCGGCUGUUCCUUCCAAGUGCUGCAGUGUCCUUCCUCGCCAUGAUAUUCACGCAGCUGGGUGUCUACAAUUACCCAUACCAUUUUAUCGAGGGUAAUGCAAUUAUAAUCGACCGUCCCCAGCGACUGCCAAACUUUGCAGCGCAAUAUGUGGAUUGGCUAAAUUGGGUGACGACCCAGUUACUCUACUCGCAAGAGAUGUUUCAGCCGCUGUCUAGAACAACGAUAUCGAACUACGGUUUCCAGCUCUGGACUAUAUCAACUGAAUUUUAUGCGUCUAUAACCUUAUUUAUUACGUUGGUUGGCCUCGCGCAGUUGCCAGUCUCAAGACGGCAGUUCCUAGUCUUCAGCAUAUGUGCCUUCGCCUUUUACCUGGAUCGAUGGGAUAUUGCUUGCUUCAUGGCUGGCAUAAGCAUCACGGAGCUCUCUAUGAAAGUGAAAAAGCCCAAUGAGUUUGCCCGUCUUCCUCUACAUAAUCCUGGCAAGUCCAUCUCGUCAUGGCUCUCGGCGACUAGACAAUAUGGGUUUGCGCUGCUUUUCGUUUCAGGCCUCUUUCUUGCAUCAUAUCCGUACAAACAAGCUUCAGAGAACUUCAUCUACCAAGGUUUCGCUGCCAUCAUCGACAACGUACGCUUCUGGGAAUCUAUCGGUGCUGUCUUCAUCCUCAUCUCGGUGUCCCAGCUCGUUUUCAUGAAAAGACUGCUCACGUCUGCAAUUCUAGGAUAUCUAGGUCGGAUCAGCUAUGGUGUAUACCUUACUCAUGUAGUUUUUCUGAAUACGUUUGGUUGGAGGAUAGUUCCAUGGAUGUGGAGAAUUACUGGUGAUGAAGGAUGGUUGCAACGCCAAGGAGGCUUUGCUGCUGGGCUAAUAUGUUGUUUAAUGCUGUUGAUCUGGAUCGCAGACAUUUGGACGAGAGCGGUGGACGAGCCCUGUGUGAGGCUUGCGAAGGGAAUAGAGAGAUGGGCAAGUUCCAGGUAG
Molecule: messenger RNA, 1518 nt
Organism: Talaromyces proteolyticus
Lineage: Eukaryota; Fungi; Ascomycota; Eurotiomycetes; Eurotiales; Trichocomaceae
Product: acyltransferase family-domain-containing protein
Exons: 1
Coding region: 1-1518 (505 amino acids)
Biological process (GO): polysaccharide biosynthetic process
Cellular component (GO): membrane
Molecular function (GO): acyltransferase activity, transferring groups other than amino-acyl groups
Source: RefSeq, a predicted model, not a curated record